AAAAUUAUUGCUUGUGUUGGUUGAUGCAAGUAGUGUGUGUCAGGCUCUACUGUUGUCAGUUUAUUUUGUUGAAUUAAAUUCUAAAACCUGUUUGAACCUUGACAAUCAGCUGUCUCCUAAAUUUAAUAAAUUUCUAAUUUUUAGUUAAACAAAUUCCUUGAAAAUGUCUGUUGCAACAAAAGGUAUUUUUUUUGUGUCAGCAAAAAGAACACCAUUUGGAAAAAUGGGUGGUAUGUUUGUAAAUAAAACAGCAACGGAUUUAUCAAUUGUUGCAGCAACAAGUGCUAUGCAAUCAGCUGGUUUAAAACCUGAUCAAAUUGAUCAUGUUGUUUUUGGAAAUGUCUUAUCGUUGUCUUCAUCUGAUGGAGCAUUUUUGCCAAGACAUGUACUUUUAAAAUCUGGAAUACCACUUGAUAAACCAGCUCUUGGAGUAAACAGAUUAUGUGGAUCUGGAUUCCAAUCAAUUGUCAAUGGAGCUCAGAGUAUUGCUGUUGGAGAAUCAGAGAUUGUACUAGCUGGUGGUGCUGAAAAUAUGAGUCAAACUCCUUUUGUUGUUAGAAAUGUACGUUUUGGUACAGCACUUGGACAAGAAUAUAAAUUUGAGGAUGCUCUUUGGGUUGGAUUAGCUGACUCUCAUUGUAAUUUACCAAUGGGCAUGACUGCUGAAAAGCUUGGUGCCAAAUAUGGCAUCACCAGAGAAGAAGUAGAUAAAUUUUCAUUGAGAAGUCAAACUCUCUGGAAAGCUGCCAAUGAUGCCGGAUAUUUUAAAGAAGAAAUGGCACCAGUUUCAAUUAAAGUUAAAAAACAACAAAUUGAUGUAGCUGUUGAUGAACAUCCAAGACCACAAACUAAAAUUGAAGAUCUCCAAAAAUUACCAUCAAUAUUUCAAAAGAAUGGUCUUGUUACUGCUGGAAGUGCGUCUGGUAUUUGUGAUGGAGCAGCUGCAGUGAUACUUGCUGGAGAAGAUGCUGUUAAAAAAACUGGAGUUAAACCAAUUGCUAGACUUGUUGGAUAUGCAACUAUUGGAGUAGAUCCAAGCAUCAUGGGAAUUGGACCUGCACCAGCUAUUAAAAAUCUAUUAAAAGUCACUGGAAAAACACUCAAUGACAUUGAUCUUGUUGAGAUUAAUGAAGCAUUUGGUGCUCAAACAUUGGCUUGUGCUAAAGAUUUAAAUCUUGAUAUUAAUAAAUUAAAUGUUAAUGGUGGUGCAAUUGCACUUGGUCAUCCACUUGGUGCAUCUGGAACAAGAAUAACAGCUCAUCUUAUUCAUGAACUUAGACGAAGAAAUGGAAAAUUCGCAAUUGGAUCUGCUUGUAUUGGAGGAGGCCAAGGUAUUGCUCUUCUCAUUGAAGCUCUGUAAAAUUAAAUAUCUAUAUUUUGUU
Aphidius gifuensis is the source of this 1382-nucleotide messenger RNA. RefSeq names its product 3-ketoacyl-CoA thiolase, mitochondrial (gene yip2). The transcript is spliced from 8 exons. NCBI's taxonomy places the organism in Eukaryota, Metazoa, Arthropoda, Insecta, Hymenoptera, Braconidae. The record is from RefSeq and is a predicted model, not a curated record. Gene Ontology annotation, biological process: fatty acid beta-oxidation. The coding region runs from base 164 to 1360 and encodes 398 amino acids. Gene Ontology annotation, molecular function: acetyl-CoA C-acetyltransferase activity.